Ictalurus furcatus (blue catfish) is the source of this 2674-nucleotide messenger RNA. It is a transcript of the gene skia, whose product is annotated as v-ski avian sarcoma viral oncogene homolog a. The transcript has 6 exons. NCBI's taxonomy places the organism in Eukaryota, Metazoa, Chordata, Actinopteri, Siluriformes, Ictaluridae. Gene Ontology annotation, cellular component: nucleus. Gene Ontology annotation, molecular function: SMAD binding; DNA-binding transcription factor activity, RNA polymerase II-specific; RNA polymerase II cis-regulatory region sequence-specific DNA binding. The record is from RefSeq and is a predicted model, not a curated record. Gene Ontology annotation, biological process: negative regulation of BMP signaling pathway. The annotation marks the transcript as partial.
UGCUUUGAACAAAAAUGUGUAGACUAUACUCUAAUUUAUUCUCUCUCUGUCUCUUUCUGUCUGUCUCUUUCUGUCUCUCUCUCUCUCUGUCUCUUUCUGUCUGUCUCUUUCUGUCUGCCUCUCUCUGUCUGUCUCUCUCUGUCUGUCUCUCUUUCUCAGGUCCUGGAUUCGGUUCCCAUUAAAAAGUCGAAGCAUGAUGAUUUCUCUCACUCGCCCUCGGCAGAUAAAGACAAGAAACCUGACUGGCUGCGCUCCCUCUCUGCCUCGGCCAAUAAGGGUUUUAACUGUGCUCAGCUGCGACAGAGAGUGUCUGCGUUCAGGCCCUGGUCCCCGAACAUCACCGAAAAGGACGGAGCCACAAAAGCAGCUAGCAUGCCGCGGGACAGUCUUUAUAACUAUAAGUCUCUGGAGAACGCAGUGGCCCCAAACGUGGCUCUGCCUCCGCUGCAGAAGGGGGCGCCGGCGUCUCUGUCCCUCCUGAGCAGCGCGAGCCGCAGUGACGAGCGCACCGAGGGACACGGAAAGAGCCGAAAGAGGAGGAUAACAGGCGAGGGUCACACAGGACACGCCCCCUCUGGUCACACCCAACAAAGCCACGCCCUCUCUCGAGCACCUCCACCAAUGACGGAGGGGCGCGACUCGGACGUGGAGGUCGAGGUUCGAGAUGAAGUGACCUCCUCGCUCUCGUCCCUCUCGUCUCCCUCGUUCACCUCCUCCGGCUCCGCUAAGGAACUCAGCUCUCCGGGAGUUGCAGGGGUCACGGGGGUCACCGAGGUCACCUCGCUGUCGGGGUCCGGGGUGGAGAGCCAAGUGGGUGGAGUUUCUGUGGACUCUGAGCUGGAGACCCUGAGGCAGGCGCUGGAGGGAGGGAUGGAGUCUCGCGAGUCGAAGGAGAAGUUCCUGCACGAGAUCCUGAAGAUGAGGGUGAAGCAGGAGGAGAAGCUGGGAUCGGCUCUGCAGGCCAAACGCAGCCUUCAGCAGGAGCUGGAGUUCCUACGUGUGGUGAAGAAGGAGAAGCUGCGUGAAGCGAGUGAAUCUAAGCGCGCUCUGCGUAAGGAGAUGGAGAGACUGCGAGCGGAGAACGAGAGGAAGAUGAAGGAAGCGAACGAGACUCGAACCCGACUCACCCGGGAGCUGGAGGAGGCCAAGCAGCUGCGCAGGUGUGAUAAAGGCUGCGAGGCCGGACGCAUGCGCGCUAAGUACUCCGCUCAGAUCGAGGAGCUGCAGAUGAAGCUCCAGCUGGCCGAGGCGGAUCGUGAGCAGCUCCGCUCUGAGCUCCAGCAGGAACGUGAAGCUCGUCAGCACCUCGAGAGGGUCGUGAAAGAUCUACAGGAUCAGCUGUGGCCCAAACCUGAGGAGGAACCACACACAGAGCUCAGAGGGAAACCUCCAUCAGCUCCAUCUGCUUCAAACGCUAAAGAGUCCAGCAAUUAACACACAUUCUGACCUUACACACACACACACACACACACACACACACACACUUACAGACACAGUGAUCACGAUGAGGACGAGAGGAGAGAGAGGGAGAGAGAGAGAAACUCUGUGGAGUGACUAAAGACAUUGAAAUGAAAGAAAAGAAAAAGGCGAAUGUGUAGAAACGGAAGAAGACAUUAAAGCAGGAAUUCAGGAAGAGUGUGUUCCACUUGUGAGCACUGACUCGCGCCCGUCUCCUCACACACACUGCACUGGUCCUGGUUCGGAUUCAGAAGAACGCAGGAUCCGGAACGUUCCGCGGUUUCACGGCGGUUUACAGCGAGCUCCACGGUGUGUUUGUGAAUUUUCCAGAACUUUCCCACUUCCCGGUUUCUCCGCGUGUUUACAGUAAACUGUCCUCCUGCAGUUACGCUGGGAUCCGUUCCUCUCUGUGGAACUUUAUACCAUAUUAUAUUAAAUAUAAACCUCACGCUCCAUAUAAAUAUUACACACAUCACACACACGUACUCUUGUGCAGACUUAAAAAAACAACAGAGACUUUUAUACAAAUUUAAAAUGGAUUCUGUACAUGAGGGAGAACUUCGGGGGAUUUCGGAGAGGAAUAAUUCUCCUCCUCUCUUCGUUAACGUUAAGAAAGUGUGUGUUUUUACACUCUCCUCUUUUUAUAACAGACUAUUUAUCAGACCAGUUACCAUACAAAACAUUUCUUUUUUUUUGAAGAUUUUUUCAAAGAAAUUGUAUCUGUGUCGCUUGCUAUCAUUGCUAUUAAAUCAUUUUGUAUAAAAACACACACACACACACACACACACACACACACACACGAGUGUUCUGGUCAAAACCUCGUAAGUGUAUCUUAAAAAGAUACUUCAGUGUGUGUGUGUGUCAUGCUAACAGCUUCAUUGUGCAUAUCCACCGUUGCAUUGCUAACAGUUAGCAUCAUGCUAAAUCAUGGCGGCCAUGUUUUUUUUUGUAGAGCUGUUUUUAAAAAAGCGACAGAAUGUUCUUCUUAAGUAAAUUAUAUGUAAAUAUGAAUGUUUUUUUCUUUUCUUUUCUUUAAAAAAAAAACUUUACAAUAAUGAAUCGCACUUUGUCAUAACAAGAUCCUGCGUAAAAAAAUAAAUAAAUGCAUUAGCCUCUCUGUACAUUUAUUUCAGAGUUUAGCCUCCAGGAGUAUAGAAAAUAAAAAAUAAAAAAAAAGAAAUAAUAAUAAUAAUAAUAAUAAUAAUAAUAAUAAAAA